Halteromyces radiatus is the source of this 1110-nucleotide messenger RNA. Its product is annotated as DNA-directed RNA polymerase. Lineage: Eukaryota; Fungi; Mucoromycota; Mucoromycetes; Mucorales; Cunninghamellaceae. Bases 25 to 1071 code for a protein of 348 amino acids. The transcript is spliced from 7 exons. The record is from RefSeq and is a predicted model, not a curated record. Gene Ontology annotation, biological process: DNA-templated transcription. Gene Ontology annotation, cellular component: RNA polymerase III complex; RNA polymerase I complex. Gene Ontology annotation, molecular function: protein dimerization activity; DNA binding.
AUAACUUUUCCUUUUAUUCUAGCAAUGGUGGCACAACUUGCUGACAAUGUUGAACUUUUACGUACACGAGUACUAGUAGAACGUGAUAGAGUCACCAGUGUAAGCGGUAGUGAUUAUCCUCAUCAAUAUCCUGGUAUUAGUAAUGCUUGGGACUUGGAAGAAUUUAAAAAGAACUUUCAAGUCAAGAUCAACCGACUUUCCCAACACAGUAUAGAAUUUGACCUUAUUGGUAUUGAUGCCUCUGUUGCUAAUGCUUUUAGACGUAUCUUGAUUGCUGAAGUACCUACGAUGGCUAUUGAACACGUUUAUGUUAUGAACAACACUUCCAUUAUUCAAGACGAAGUCCUUGCCCAUCGAUUGGGUUUGGUCCCUAUUAAAGCACCUCCUCAUGCUUUUGAUUACAAGUCAGCUGAUGAUGGACCCACAGAUUUGAAUACUCUUGUGUUCAAGCUCAAGGUGAAAUGUGAAAGAAAUCCUGAUGCUGCUGAAGGUGAAACUGAUCCUAGCAAGUUAUAUAUUAAUAGUCAUGUUUAUUCUCGUCAUUUGGUAUGGGAACCUAAAGGUGAUCAAGCUGAAAAGUUUGCUGAUGAUCCUAUUCGACCAGUACAAGAUGAUAUUUUGAUUGCUAAACUUCGACCAGGACAAGAAAUCGACAUGGAAUUACAUUGUACCAAGGGAGUUGGAAAGGAACAUGCCAAAUGGUCACCUGUAGCUACAGCUUCUUAUCGACUUCUUCCAGAAAUUACUAUUUUGAAACCUAUUACUGGUGAUGAUGCUAUCAAAUUCAAGAAUUGUUUCCCUGAAGGUGUGGUGGCUUUGGUUGAAAAGGAUGGUGUAACUACUGCAAAGGUUGUUAAUCCACGUAAGGAUACCGUUAGUAGAGAAGUAUUACGACAUAAGGAAUUUGAAAACAAGGUGCGAUUGACUCGAGUCCGUGAUCAUUUUAUUUUCAACGUGGAAACAACUGGUAUCAUCCCUGCUGAAAAUCUUUUUGUUUUAGCCGUGAAUGUUCUUUUAGAAAAGAUUAGAGUGAUCCAACCAGCUCUGGAAAAAGCGACCAACGAUGUAUAGAUUCUCUUUUUUUUUUUUUUUUAGUUUUUUAUUUUUAUU